AUGCGAAGGCUCGUAUGUCAUGAUGCGAUAGUAAGGUUCUACACUCCUUUCAAUUUGCCAUUCAGAAGCUCGAAGUACUUUGUACUUGAUGAGGCUGACCAAAUGUUGGAGGAUACUUUUGAACAACAGUUAGCUUUCAUAAUAACAAAGUUGCAUCCCAACAAACAGACCUUCUUAUAUUCAGCUACCAUGACACAGAAUGUUGAUAAAAUACGAAAGGUAUGCACCCAGUCACCAGUUAUACUUGAAGUCAGUUCAAAAUAUAGCAAAGUUGACAAGUUGGAUCAUGCAUUUGUUUUUAUUCCGGAUAAAGAAAGGGAUUUUUACCUUAUAUAUUUACUAUUAUUGUCAUCUAAGAGCGCAGACAAUAGUCGAUCGAUUAUAUUCACAAGCACAUGGAGAGAAUCGUUUCGUUUAGUGGCUAUGCUUAAAAGUUUGGCCGAUGUAAUUGGUGCUAGUUCUGCUCCACUUAAUGGUGUUAUGCAGCAGGAUAAACGCCAAUCAUCUUUAUUCGACUUUCGUACAGGUCGUGUUUCAAUACUUGUAGCUACCGAUCUGGCCUCCAGAGGGCUAGACUUUCCAGAUGUUGAUCUUGUUAUUAAUUACGAUGUCCCACGUCGGCCAUCGUGGUCUGAUUCUGCAAAAGCAUACAUACAUCGAGUAGGAAGAACUGCUCGUGCUGGACGACACGGACGUGCUAUUACAUUUGUUACUCCUUAUUCAGUUACACGUUUGAAAGCUAUAGAGUCAGCUUUAAACGAAAGAAUUCCUCAGUUACCUUGGCCUGGAACAGAUUGCUUGAAUUCACAGUUAAGACAACAAGUAGUACAAGCUGACAAAGAAGCUCGUGCGAACCUACGUAUCAAGGAAAAGCAGAAACAAAUAAAGAAAAAAAGGAAAGAUUCAGCAAACAAUAACAGAUUGCCAAAAACCAAACGAUCACGUCAAAGUAAAGAAGUGGAUUCGGAAGAGACAAACAGUGAACCAGAGUAG
Messenger RNA from Schistosoma margrebowiei, 993 nucleotides. Lineage: Eukaryota; Metazoa; Platyhelminthes; Trematoda; Strigeidida; Schistosomatidae. The record is from the annotation of a GenBank genome assembly.